AUGGCUUCUCCUGCUAGAGGGCCGACUGAGAAACAUCAAAAUCCUCGCAGGGUCAGCUCUCAGAUCAAGGAUAACCACCCUGCCCACAGAGGGCAUGCACACAAUUCUACCCAUGAUAUGUACGUGGAAGAGCAUGCGUGGAUAUUUGCUUGGAUUUUGACUUUGAAACGGGGCUCUAAUAAUUCUUGCAAUUCAGGAGGAGCCAACAACCCAAACCACCAAAGCCAGGCUGCCCUUUUCACCAAAUCCCCAACCCCCCAGCUGUACCUCUACGCACCCAUCCGGCGAAUAUCCCUCACUUUGCCAGUCCAGGCGCGCGAGACAGCAUAUCGAACGUGCAUCGGGGCACCUGCAACAAUCUCACGCAACCUAGGGCUAGACACCAGACAAACCCGCCAAGUCCUUUACAACAAAAUCAACCUCAUCACCAUCAUCACCACCACCACCACGCGCCCGAUACCGUCCCAACAGAAACUCAGACUCAUCAUCCCGACGCCCACCAUCAUGUCCAUGUUGCACAGGAUGCCGCUCACCACAGAGUUACGCCUCCUGAGCGCGAAGAGGUCCAUCGUUCUAGCAGAUCAACUCCUCCCGACCAUAACAAACGUCGAGCACAUAUCCGCGAAGAAGAUUUGA
This is a messenger RNA of Penicillium verhagenii, 636 nucleotides long. RefSeq lists its product as uncharacterized. Lineage: Eukaryota; Fungi; Ascomycota; Eurotiomycetes; Eurotiales; Aspergillaceae. The coding region runs from base 1 to 636 and encodes 211 amino acids. The record is from RefSeq and is a predicted model, not a curated record. The transcript has a single exon.